AUUACAGGCUGUUAUUCAAGAUGGGUCGUUCCUUUGGCAACCUAACAAAAGUGAGGGGUAUCAUCUCAUACAGUUUAUCGCCAUUUGAACAGCGGGCAUUUGCUGGUUUCUUCAAAGAUGGGCUUCCCAAUGUCUGGAGACGAUUUCACAGCCGAAUUUUCAGAAUUGCUCCACCAUUCAUAAUAUACUACAUGGUGUACAGGUGGGGUACUGACGCAAAUAAGAAGUCCAAGAGGAAAGAUCCUUCACUCUACGUCAAUGAUGUAUAACUAUAAGUAGCAGCUUGCCGUGUGAUUGAAGAACUGUUAUACCACUUCUUGAUAUACGUUGUGUUUGUUACAUCUUACCUCCUCUUUGAAGCAUAUACCUUCAUUAUAUGUAAAUGUUAUCAGCUGUUUGAUCUACUGGCACAGGACAGUGUGUGUGUGUUAAAUAAAAAAUCUUCAUUGUUUUAUGAGUA
Molecule: messenger RNA, 460 nt
Organism: Saccoglossus kowalevskii
Lineage: Eukaryota; Metazoa; Hemichordata; Enteropneusta; Harrimaniidae
Product: cytochrome b-c1 complex subunit 8-like
Biological process (GO): mitochondrial electron transport, ubiquinol to cytochrome c
Cellular component (GO): respiratory chain complex III
Source: RefSeq, a predicted model, not a curated record